UCUCUUUGAAUCCAAUACAAAACAAAGAUCGAAAAUGGGCUCUCAUCCUGACGCAAAUCUCCAUCCAGUCGCAACCGGCCCCGCCAAAGCCAUUGUCGAUGCCCAUCAAGCCGAACAACCUCUCAAGCUCUACUCUGGUUGGUUCUGCCCCUUCGUCCAACGCAUCUGGACCCUCCUCGAAGAGAAAAAAAUCCCCUAUCAAUACAUCGAAGUCAACCCCUACAACAAACCCGCUUCCCUCCUCUCCUUGAACCCCAGAGGUCUCGUCCCCACUCUCCAAUACAACAACCAACCCCUCUACGAAAGUACAAUCGUAGCAGAAUUUCUCGAAGAUGCUUUUCCCGAUCAUGGACCAAAUUUGAGACCCAAAGAUCCUUAUGAGACUGCGAGGAUGAGAAUCUGGAUUAAUUUCUUUACGGAGAAGGUUGUGACGAGUUUCCAUAAAUUUUUGCAGUGGCAGCCGAUGAGUGAUGGGGAGGGGUUGGAGAGGGUUAGAGGGGAGUUUUUGGGAACGUUGUAUGAACUUGCUAAAGCUGGAGGAGAAGAAAAGGGUGGGCCGUUUUGGAGAGGCGAAGAGCCGUUGCUGAUUGAUUUUGUGGUUGCGCCUUGGAUGGUGAGGUUGUGGGUUUUUGAUGAGUUUAAGGGGGGGUUGGGGUUGCCGGUGGAAGGUGGGGAGGGGGAUGAUGAGGUUUGGAGGAGGUUGAGUGGGUGGAUUAGGGCUUUGGAAGAGAGGGAGAGUGUGAGGGAUACGAUGUCGGAGAGGAAAUAUUAUUUGCCGAUUUAUCAGAGGUAUGCGGAUGAUGUGGCGCAGAGUGAGUUGGCGAAGGCGACGAGGCAGGGUGGGAGGGUGCCGUAGGUUGAGGACCAGAAGUGAAAGGUGAAUUGAUAGUUUGUGAGAUUCGUGAUGCACUUGUUUGAUACUGUGGCUUCUUUUGCUCAUCUCACGAACCAUCGUCGGAGCCCU
Messenger RNA from Cercospora beticola, 964 nucleotides. RefSeq names its product glutathione S-transferase family protein. Gene Ontology annotation, cellular component: cytoplasm. Gene Ontology annotation, molecular function: glutathione transferase activity. The record is from RefSeq and is a predicted model, not a curated record. NCBI's taxonomy places the organism in Eukaryota, Fungi, Ascomycota, Dothideomycetes, Mycosphaerellales, Mycosphaerellaceae.